GGUAUAGCAAGAGAUGCUGUAAAUAUUUUCACUAAAUAUAUAUCAUUAGAAGCUACUCAUCCUAUAGGUAUAUCAGAUGAGCUACGUAAUGAAACCAUUAGUAAUAUUUGUCGUGAAGAUGGAGAAGUUGAUCCUUAUUGUUUUAUUAAAUGUCAACAAUAUGUUUUAGAUCUUUUACAGAAAAAUCAUUUCCCAUCUUUUCAAGGCAGUGAAUAUCAUUGUAAACAUCAAGUUGAUGUAUUAACUGGUGGUAAAGUUGAUUUACCAGACAUUUUAUAUAAUGAAAUGGCUCUCUUUUAUUUUACUGAGUUUUUAGAACAAGAAGGUGGCAGUGAUUUAUUACAAUUCUGGAUGGCGGUAGAUAAUUUUCAGAAACAUCUAAAAUCUCAAGGAGAAUAUGAUGGUAUUCAGGCACAAAAUGAUGCCAUGGUCUUUUAUGAUAAGUACUUUUCUUUGCAAGCUAGUCAACCUCUAGGAUUUGAUGAUGAAACCCGGUUUGAAGUAGAGAGUAAUAUUUGCCAUGAAGGUGGUCCAUUACCUGAUGUAUUUUCUAAACCUAGAGCGAUAGUGCUUAAUACUUUAGAUAAGUUGUAUUUUUGCCAGUUUUUAAAGAGUGAAGUAUAUUAUAAAUAUUUAUCUGAUUUGAUAACUACAGUUAAUAUGUCACAAGAUUUACCAACACGCAGAAAACGAACAGGAAGUGAUGCAUCCUCGGAACACAGUGCUGGUAGUCAUAGUAUAGGAGCGGAUAGUCUAUCACAUAAAAAUACCUUAUUAGCAAUCGAUAGCAGUAGUAUAAAGAAAGUCUUUAAUAAACUAGAUGUUGAUAUGAGAAUAGAUGAUCAGUUAUUAAAUCCUGAAGAAUUAUGGAAACGUCCUGCCCAAAAUACAAUGUCUCUUGGUAAAGUUGAUGAUUUUGGUCAAUUUGUAUCAGAAUUUGCACCAGAACCAGAUCAGAAAGAAAAGAAAAGUAAGAAUUUCUUCACGGGGGGCAAUAAUGUUUCGGAACAAGAAGAUAUGGCAUUACAAAUAGCACAGAUGAUAUUAAAUGAUGUGGCAACAAUGACCAAAACUGGUGAUCUCUAUAGUGGCAAAGAUACAGGAAAUGCAAUAGCAGAUGGAAAACCACCAAAGUUAUAG
This is a messenger RNA of Lottia gigantea (owl limpet), 1140 nucleotides long. RefSeq lists its product as hypothetical. Gene Ontology annotation, biological process: intracellular protein localization. The transcript is spliced from 9 exons. NCBI's taxonomy places the organism in Eukaryota, Metazoa, Mollusca, Gastropoda, Lottiidae. The annotation marks the transcript as partial. The record is from RefSeq and is a predicted model, not a curated record. Gene Ontology annotation, cellular component: plasma membrane.